Verticillium alfalfae VaMs.102 is the source of this 1896-nucleotide messenger RNA. RefSeq lists its product as hypothetical. The transcript has 2 exons. NCBI's taxonomy places the organism in Eukaryota, Fungi, Ascomycota, Sordariomycetes, Glomerellales, Plectosphaerellaceae. Bases 1 to 1896 code for a protein of 631 amino acids. The record is from RefSeq and is a predicted model, not a curated record.
AUGCUGUCCCAGCACGUACUUCUCUCGGUGCUCGCCGCCCUCGUCGCGGCGACCCCGACGCCUCGCCGCCGUGCCGUCGAAGCUCUCGAUCCCGACGCCACCGCCGAGGCCCACCGACGGGAUGACGCUGCUACUCGUGCCUUUGCCAAUGUGUCGGUCCAGACUGCCGACGGCCGAUGCCUCUUUGUCGACCCCCUGUCCGGUGAUUUUCGUGCGAACUUGACCCCCGUGCAGCUCGCCGCCUGCGGAUCGACGGAAGGCCAGAGCUGGGAUGUCAUUACCGCUGGAAAGCACAAUGACCAGCCAGGCCAGGUUCUCUUCGUGAACACCUUGACUCAAGCAUGCCUCAAUUUUGACAGCCGUAAUGGCAACGUCAACCUUUUCUCCUGUGGCGGCCGCGCGGCUGGCGAGGGCGAGGUCACCGACUCCCAGCUCUUUGCCUAUGGAGGCCGCAUGGCACUAUCUCUGAAGCCGAAGAACGCCGAGGGCCAGUGUCUCGUCGCAAACGGAGACACACUCGGCGUAGCCGCUUGUGCCGAGGGCGAGACGACGCAGAGGUUCAAUAUUGGAGGCAUGUCUAUCCGGUGGAAGCGGAGUCCUCACGGUGCCGGCUUCGGGGCCGGCACUCCCUCGUUUCUAGGGGGUUCAGGCAGCACGGGUGGCCUCCCCAACUUGGGUGAUCUUUUCGGUGGCGGUGGCGGUGGCGGCGGUGGCCGGGGACGCGGGGGAAAUGGGCGUGGCAAGGGCGGUAACCGGGGCGGAAAUGGCAACGGCAACGGCAAUGGAAAUGGAAAUGAAAAUGGCAAUGGCAACGGCAACGGUAAUGGAGGUGUUAUGCCACCUCCCGCUGCUCCCCCGGUUGCUCCUCCCAUCGCCGAGCCCACCCAGCAGCCUACCGCACCGAACGGGGCUCCAACACCAAUCUUCUCAACGAUAAUUCCCAAUGGCGGUAACGAAGGCGGCAAUGGCAGCGGGAACGAUACCGAAGUCCUACCUUGCUCGACAGCGGCCUCCCUUACCAGCUCCACGACUUCAAAGGCUGCCCAGCCCUCGGCGCCCCCGGGUGCACCAACGCCUAUCUUCUCCCCCGUUGCCCCCAAUAGCGGCAACGGUGGAGGUAAAGCCAGUGGAAAGGGGGACAACGCUGGAAGUAAUGGAGGUAACCAAGGCGGCAAUAACAACGACGAUAACGCAGACACAUCCGCUCAGACAUCGUCUUGCUCCAAAACCAGAACCAGAAGGACCAGGUCUGCCGCUCAGCCGACCGCUCCACCAACUGCACCCCCCGGCGCCCCGGAGCCUAUUUUCUCGACUAUUGUUCCUGAUGCUGGAAAUAGCGAGGAUUACAACGACGGUGAUGGUAGUCCUGCGCCGGUUUUGUCCUCGUUCACAGGGACCGACGUAUCUCGGGCGCCACCUGCGGCCACAGAGCCACCCACGCAGCCCUCGGCUCCCGAAGGCGCCCCUACACCAAUCUUCUCUACCAUUGUUGGCGGUGGUGGCGCGGGUGCUGGUGGGGGCAAAGGCGACGGCAACGGCAACGGGAACGGCAACGGCAAUGGCAACGGCAAUGGCAACGGCAACGGCAAUGGCAACGGCAAAGGGGAGGACAAGAAGGAUGACGCCGGUCCCGAAACACCCGGUUCUACCACACCCGCCAACCCCACGGCUCCGAUCCCCGUCUCCGGGGCCGGUGGUACACUCAACCCCACAGCCGCGGCGGAGGCGCACCAAUUUGACUUCUGGCGCCACCCGUCCCAUGCAGUUUCGUCUCUCUCCGAGCCUCAUCCGGCGAGUGUGUGUCCGUUGAUCCCACAGCUGGCGAUUUUUCGCCAGAACCUUGAUCUUCUUCGCUCUUCGUACCCUGUUCUGGAGCGCCUGAGCAGAAAAAUUUGA